AUGUAUUUAUACUCACCCCUGAGUUUCUUGAGUGCAAAGUUUUCUUUUGGGUAUUUACAGGGUUCAUCGUUCUCCUUUGAAACGAAGAAGGAACAAAGGAAAAAAUCAAUAACCAUGGAAUCAUCUAAGAGAAUCGAACACGAGAUUGGAGGUCUAAAGAAUGAUGCACUUCGAUUUGGACUUCAAGGUGUCAAGAGUGACAUCGUCGGAUCCCAUCCCCUCGAAUCCGCCUUUCAAUCGGCAAUCGUGAGAGAAGAGGAUAUGAAGAGGAAAAUGCUUGCAAACACCUACGGCUCCGCUUUUCCGUUAAAGCAGGAGUUCGAUCGAAAAAUCCUUUCUAGAUUUCAAAGGCCUCCUGGACUUAUACCAUCCUCCAUGCUUGGAUUAGAGUCAAUUACAGGAACUUUGGAAGAUUUUGGUGUUGAAGAUUACCUCCAAGGUGUUCAUGAUACUGAGACAAUGCGGGUCCCGGACAUGCAUCAUGGAAUGGAAGUUCGUGUUGGGAUCUCAAAGGGACCAGUUCAUCCCAGUUUCAUGUGAGGGGAGGUGUACUACUUUCUUUACUUGAGAGUAUCUAUAUAAUUUUCAGAUGUUGUGUUGCAGACAUUUGUGGUUUGACUUUAAAUAUCAACUUAAAUUUGCAUAUUUUCGUUUCUUUAGAUGUAUUUGAACAUGUUUUUACUUGCUUAUUAUUAUUGUCAUGUGUUUUCUUUUGCAAAUUAGUAGUAUUACAUGCAAGAUAGAAUCUGGGUGUGGGUGGAUAUGGGUUUAUUUAUAUAGGCGACUUGGGUUGUGAUUAUUUACAACAUUUGAUGUUGCUAAUUUUUGAGAAUUUGAAGAUAUCGUGUCUAACAAGUCGUGAUUUAUAAGACUUGUAAUGUUUAGAGUUCGAAAUUUUGUUGGCAACUGACGUGGGAUACUAAGGAAAUUGUCAAGACUGAAAUGUACUUUUUAAUUUUCUUUUUUAAUAUGCC
Molecule: messenger RNA, 974 nt
Organism: Lactuca saligna
Lineage: Eukaryota; Viridiplantae; Streptophyta; Magnoliopsida; Asterales; Asteraceae
Source: the annotation of a GenBank genome assembly